Molecule: messenger RNA, 1344 nt
Organism: Lachancea dasiensis
Lineage: Eukaryota; Fungi; Ascomycota; Saccharomycetes; Saccharomycetales; Saccharomycetaceae
Source: the annotation of a GenBank genome assembly
AUGCUCUACUCGGGCUCCGAAGAGUAUACUGCCUUCGACAGGAGGCCGUCGUCGCUCCAGAGAAAACGUUCAGCCCCCAGUUUUGCUGCAACGCGGGAAGGUAAGGCCGCCGAUGUCCCGUUCUCUGGCGACGGCCAUUUCAGCAGCGCUAAGUCUUCGGUCCGCCCGCCGGAAACGGUUGAAACAAGGGAGAGUGACACUGCGAUCAGUAUGAACUACCCUAUGGCGACCGCCAACUCCGAGCCGUAUCAAUAUGUGGGAGAUCCUUAUCCAGGCUGCUUUCCACUUGCUACAAGUUCAACCGGCUCUUUUUUCGAUCUAGAUUUUUAUUCUCCAGGAGCAAGCCAUUCUGACACUUCUCACACCCUGAUGAACCAAGGAGCUGUCCCGCUCACGGCCAUCAAUUCUUCACCCUCGCACAUUCAAGCACCAAAGGACAUGGGCCUAUAUCAUAACUCUUCAAAGCUAGACAGUGUACCGAGUGGCCGCGUAGUUAAUGAUUCGCACGACUCGAGCCCCAGGAUGCCAGCUAACUCAUUUACUCCAAAUGGCUUUGAUUCGGCAGGUAACUAUCUUCAUGGCCCUCCGUCGGUUUCGAAUCGAUCGCUGAAGGACUGGGACUUCCCGCAGGCGGGCUACCCAGACGUGAACACCAACUUAAACAUCAAUUUCCAGGGAGGAAAGGAACACAUGGAGGAGGAAGACAAAGGCGGUCAUGAAGACGAAAACGGUGACGAUGAUCCGGAAAAUAGUGAUCUAGAACGGAAUUCGUCUUUUCCACUUCAUCGAGGAUUUUCGUCGCGAACACCUUCUUCAAGUGCUUUAGCUGCACAGAUACCCCACAGCUCAUACUCCAAUUUCAACACUAAUAUGGGUAAUGUUGGUAGUAUUAAUAAUAAUAAUAAUAAUAGGAAGGUUUCUGACUCUCGGCUUUCAGCUCAGGGCUUGGCCGAGGUACUGAAUUUGAACUCGGCAGGGGAAGCCUUGCGCCGAGAACGGUUUAUAUUGGACAUUUUUGAAAGGGAGCUCCAUUACCCGUUGGGAUACAAAACGUGGGUUCGUGACACUUCCAAGGAGUACCGUACGCGAUUGCUGGACCAAUUGCACCGCAGGGUGAUUCAGACCUAUCCCGAAUACGACAAGCCCGUCCUUGAGACAAUAAUUAGGAGAGCAACAUAUUACAUGAUGCAGAGCCGGUUGAGAAGAGAAAGAAGAGCACGGGCAAAGAUGAGCAGGGAUCAAGGGAGGGGUAUUAUGGAGUCAGCGGACGCUAACGAUAUUGGCAAUGCUGACGUGCGGUUCACGUCACAUCCGAGUUCGUUGAGUUUUAGUUUCACAAUGUGA